GACGUCAACACCAGUGGCGUUUUAAGUUUAAAUAAUUUGGCUUAAUCGAUUGAUCAUUCAAAUAAUAAAAUGGAAGCAAUAUUUGCGUUACCGUUUACAGUACUUGAAAUACCUAAUAUAAAGAUAAAGAAACCGAUAUGGCUUCAACCGCCAUCUGCUAUGACUACCUUCUCGUUGGUGCUUUUAUCAUACUUUUUGGUGACAGGAGGUAUAAUUUAUGAUGUGAUAGUGGAACCGCCAAGCGUAGGAUCUACAACUGACGAGCACGGCCAUAGCCGGCCGGUAGCGUUUAUGCCUAACAGAGUCAACGGCCAGUAUAUAAUGGAAGGUUUGGCAUCAAGCUUUCUGUUUUCUCUAGGCGGCCUUGGCUUUAUAAUAUUGGAUAGAACACACAAUCCAUCUACACCGAAAUUAAACAGAAUCCUGCUCAUCUCAGUGGCCUUCCUUUGUAUUUUGGUGUCAUUUUUCACAACUUGGAUAUUUAUGAGGAUGAAACUACCCGGCUAUUUGCAAAACUGAGCAAUUAUUUCUAAGUAUAAUCAAGAUGCAUGUAUGGAUGCCUCUUUUUAUUAAG
Messenger RNA from Papilio machaon (common yellow swallowtail), 574 nucleotides. Its product is annotated as oligosaccharyltransferase complex subunit ostc-A. The coding region runs from base 70 to 519 and encodes 149 amino acids. The transcript has 2 exons. The record is from RefSeq and is a predicted model, not a curated record. NCBI's taxonomy places the organism in Eukaryota, Metazoa, Arthropoda, Insecta, Lepidoptera, Papilionidae. Gene Ontology annotation, cellular component: oligosaccharyltransferase complex.